AUCCCUUUAAUGAGAAAUAUUUGCCCUGAGCACAAAGCCACGAUCUUUAUAUAAGCAGGAGCUCCGUCCCUUGUACUUCACUCUGCCUUUAGCAGCUGCCUGGAGAAGCCGAGAAGCUCAAAUCCCAUCCAAACAUGACCAAUCUGAUAACCGCAAUCAAUCUAAUCAUCAAUGUCUUUGACCAAUAUGCCUGUACUGAGGGCAAAAAAGACACUUUAUCCAAAGGGGAAUUGAAGACUAUGAUGGAGAAGGAACUGCCUGGACUCAUGAAGCAGCUGCCUGGAGAAGCCGAGAAGCUCAAAUCCCAUCCAAACAUGAGAGAACCGGAAGCCGCAAUCGAACAACUCGGCAAUGUCUUUGCCAAAUAUUCCUCUACUGAGGGCAAAAAAAAACCUUUAUCUAAAGGGGAAUUGAAGACUAUGAUGGAGAAGGAACUGCCUGGACUCAUGAGGAAUGCGAAAGGUAAAGAUGAGUGGGGCCAGCUUCUAAAGGACCUGGAUAAAAAUGGAGACAAUCAAGUGGAUUUUAAUGAAUUUAUGACAUUUGUUGGUGCGCUCACCUAUCUGGGGCAUUAA
This is a messenger RNA of Bufo gargarizans (Asiatic toad), 575 nucleotides long. Its product is annotated as protein S100-P-like. The coding region runs from base 135 to 575 and encodes 146 amino acids. The transcript is spliced from 3 exons. The record is from RefSeq and is a predicted model, not a curated record. Gene Ontology annotation, molecular function: calcium ion binding; transition metal ion binding. NCBI's taxonomy places the organism in Eukaryota, Metazoa, Chordata, Amphibia, Anura, Bufonidae. Gene Ontology annotation, cellular component: cytoplasm; extracellular exosome. Gene Ontology annotation, biological process: endothelial cell migration.